Oncorhynchus kisutch (coho salmon) is the source of this 1305-nucleotide messenger RNA. Its product is annotated as gastrula zinc finger protein XlCGF26.1-like. The transcript has a single exon. The record is from RefSeq and is a predicted model, not a curated record. Gene Ontology annotation, biological process: regulation of transcription by RNA polymerase II. Lineage: Eukaryota; Metazoa; Chordata; Actinopteri; Salmoniformes; Salmonidae. Gene Ontology annotation, cellular component: nucleus. Gene Ontology annotation, molecular function: DNA-binding transcription activator activity, RNA polymerase II-specific; RNA polymerase II cis-regulatory region sequence-specific DNA binding. Bases 1 to 1275 code for a protein of 424 amino acids.
AUGGCUCACAACCAACUGACUGUUUUUUCUGAUGUUCACACAGGAUACCAUGUUGAGACAUUCUCCACAUCCAGAGAGCAACAGCAGGAAGAUCAGAGAGCUAAGAGUUCUCAUCACUGCCCACAUUGUGAAGAGAUUUUCCCAUUUCUAUCAAAGCUAAAAAUACACCUAAAAAUACACACAGAAGAGAAGCCUUACUCCUGCUCUGACUGUGGAAAAUGCUUCAAAACAUCAACGGUGCCAAAACGUCAUCAGAGAACACACACAGGAGAGAAGCCUUACUCCUGCCCUGACUGUGGAACUCGUUUCGCUCAGCUUUCCCACUUAAAAUCACAUGAACGUAUACAUACAGGAGAGAAGCCUUUCUUUUGCCCUGACUGUGGGGCGAGUUUCUCUCAGCUGAGCACCUUAAAAACACACCAACGUAUACACACAGGAGCGAAGCCUUAUUCCUGCUCUGACUGUGGAAAAAAUUUUAAAACGUCAAAUGAGCUAAAAGUUCAUAAGAGAACACACACAGGAGAGAAGCCUUUCUUCUGCCCUGACUGUGGAACUAGUUUCUCUCACCUUUCCCACUUAAAAUCACAUGAACGUAUACAUACAGGAGAGAAGCCUUAUUCCUGCUCUGACUGUGGUAUAUGUUUUAAAACAUUAGGUUAUAUAAAGGUUCACCAGAGAACACACACAGGAGAGAAGCCUUUCUUCUGCUCUGACUGUGGGGCGAGUUUCUCUCAGCUGGGCACCUUAAAAACACACCAACGUAUACACACAGGAGCGAAGCCUUAUUCCUGCUCUGACUGUGGAAAAUGUUUUAAAACAUCAAAUAAGCUAAAAGUUCACCAGAGAACACACACAGGAGAGAAGCCUUACAUCUGCUCUGACUGUGGGGCGGGUUUCUCUCAGCUGGGCAACUUAAAAACACACCAACGUAUACACACAGGAGCGAAGCCUUAUUCCUGCUCUGACUGUGGAAAAUGUUUUCUAACAUUAUGUGAGCUAAAGGUUCAUCAGAGAACACACACAGGAGAGAAGCCUUACGUCUGCUCUGACUGUGGAACAUGCUUCAAGACAUCAACUCAUCUAAAAGUUCAUCAGAGAACACACACAGGAGAGAAGCCUUAUUCCUGCUCUGACUGUGGAAAACGUUUUAAAACAUCAAAUGAGCUAAAAGUUCACCAGAGAACACACACAGGAGAUAAGCCUUACUUCUGCUCUGACUGUGGGAAGAGUUUCUCUCACCAGAGCAGCUUAAAAACACACCAACGUAUACAUUAACUUCAUGUGUGUACCUGGGACGGUUGCGUC